Messenger RNA from Symbiodinium natans, 363 nucleotides. The record is from the annotation of a GenBank genome assembly. Lineage: Eukaryota; Dinophyceae; Suessiales; Symbiodiniaceae.
AUGUGCAACGUGAACACAGCUGAAAAGCCGGCCUCCUGUGCGGACGAUAUGUGGCACUUGGCUGCGACUCGCGCUGAGGUUGCAAAGCUUGAGCACCAAGCGGAGCGACGGAAGAAGCAGGCCGAAACGCGGUUUAGAGCCGGAGGUUUCUCAUGCGAAGGUAGGUACCCUGAUCAAAAAGGAACAUCGUCGAAUGAGCCGAUAUCUUGUCAGGCCCAGUUGCUCGCAGUUCGAAGCAACAAACAAGCAGAAACGAUCCGCGAGAAGCUCAGAGCCGGUGAUUUCGACAAGAUGCUGAUCCCAGACCCGAGUGCUCCUGACCGUGCCAAAAACGGUUGCUGUUGCGGAAUGGUUCUGCCCUAG